Messenger RNA from Ziziphus jujuba (common jujube), 1421 nucleotides. RefSeq names its product 2-oxoglutarate-dependent dioxygenase DAO. Lineage: Eukaryota; Viridiplantae; Streptophyta; Magnoliopsida; Rosales; Rhamnaceae. Gene Ontology annotation, molecular function: indole-3-acetaldehyde oxidase activity; dioxygenase activity. The transcript has 2 exons. Bases 747 to 1136 code for a protein of 129 amino acids. Gene Ontology annotation, biological process: auxin catabolic process. The record is from RefSeq and is a predicted model, not a curated record.
CAGUAUUCAUCAUAAUAACAUUAACAAUUUAUCAUGUGGCAUGAAGUAUGCAAAUUGCCAGUGAUCUCCAGCAAAGUAACGCCCAUAUAGAUAUAGCAUUAUAACCAUACACUUCAUAUAAUUAAUACUGUCCGUCCAACUAUUGACUUGCAGACCCUAAUGAGAAAAGGUGACUCAUGAAAUUUGGAAGUGUACAAAGUGAAAGGGAAGUUUAAAAUAAAUUAAAAAAAAAGAAAGAAAAAGUUAAAAAUUUCCAGAUGAUGUGGGAAAAUGUGGAGAUAUAAUUAAUGAUAAUUUUUGUAUGGUAAAAGAAUUCAAGUACAAUGCAACUAUGCAAGGAAGCAAUAUUCUGAGGCCUGGCAAGGACUAGCCUUUCCAGUUCAGGAUGAUCAAAUACAAUUCCAUACCUGAAAAUUUAGGCUCUAGUGGUGUAGAAAUACAUUCAGAUUAUGAAUUUCUGACCGUAUUUCAGGACGAUGAAAUUGUGGGUGGACUAGAAGUGAUGAACAAAUAUGGUGAAUUUGUUGCAGUUUAUCCUUGGCCAGGCACUCUGCUAGUCAAUCAUGGGGAUGUUACUGUGGUAUAUAUGUAAAAAUAUGCAUUUUUUGUUUUUAUUUUUUUUGUGUUAAUUAGAUAUAUAUUCCUCACACUUUACUCUUCUUAAUGACUAAUUAAUAUUAAAAAAUAAAAUAAAAUAAAAUAAAAUAUAUGACUAAUGCAUUGAAUCGAACAGAGAGAUAAUAGAGAUGUACAGUGGAUAUGCAUAUAAGGUGGCCAUGGAUAUAGGGAGAAGGAUUGCUAAAAGCUUCAGGGUGGUAAGGGAAUAUGAUCAUCUGUUCGACCACUGGCCUUGCCGGUUGAGAAUGAACAAAUAUAGUUUCACUUGUGGUGUGCAAUUGCACGCUAAUCCUGGAUUCCUGACUAUACUUCUACAAGUUGAAAUUGUCGGUGGUCUCGAAGUAGUGGACGACAAAUCUGGUGAAUUUGUGGCAGUAGAUCCUAGGCCCGGUACUCUCCUCGUUAAUGUUGGAGAUGCUGCUAAGGCAUGGAGCAAUAGGAGUUUCUGCAAUCUGAAGCAUCGAGUACAAUGUAAAGAAGCGAGUAUUCGUGUGUCAAUUGCUUUGUGUCUUCUAUGACCAAAAGAGGCAGCCAUUGAAGCCCCUCCAAAGCACGCGGACUCCAAGCACCCGCGUCUUUCUUUCCCUUUUAUUCAUGAAGAUUACCUCUAACUCCCACAAUCCACAAAAGUGAAACCUGAUGAAGCUCUUCAACAUAUACGUUCCACUACUACUGUUGAUUUGUGUUAGAAACCAUCAUGCAUGUUCUUAUUUAUUCUGUGGUCUAUGUACAACGUGUUUCAUGCCUUACUCUUUAAAUUAUCGAAUAAUUAACUAUAAUGCUUUCACUUGUACUUUUUUUAC